GGAUGCGGUGUUUUGUUUUGGGUUUGCUUAUAGACUCAGGCGAUGUCGGCUCUUGAGUUUUCGCUCAUGUAGUUUUUAAUUAAAAAUGUCCAAAUCGGCAAAGGGAACGUGUUCUUUAAUCAUUCUGUGAUAUGUGUAAUGGAACUCGUGUUGUUCUGGUACUUUGCUUACCUGCUACAUUCAUGGUGUCUGCAAUGAACCUUAAUAUCGAACUACAUCAAUCACUGAUACAACGGCUUCACUCUUUUAUUUCAAACAUUUAUUCAUGUACUCUUGCUAUCCUCAGCACGUAUGAUCUGAAUAUGGCUCACGACUCAUCAUCUUGUUUACAACAUGACGGCCAUAUCGUUCAUCUUGAAUCAUUCUCACUCAUACCAGAAGCCAUUCUGACAGUCCUGCUCUCUUGCGUUACCCAGCUCUGUUACCAGGUCACAAACAAAAGCUCGGCCAUGAAACCGAAGUGGAGAACCCGCCAAGGAAUCUGCAUGAUCAAUUAUGAUUCAUCCCCGCUAAGCUACUUUCGUGCGCCGAGACGGGCUCUGGGCGUCCAAUCAGCUGCUUCCACGAUGUGGGGAGUCGUGAGACGAACGAGACACCCUCAGGAAUCCGGCCGGGAGAAGCUGCACGCUGCCGGGGAAGAUUGUGCAAGCAAUUGGCUCCUGACUUACGCGGGCUGACUGAUGAUUUUAUCCAUCAUCCAGGAGUGGUUGUUCUUUAUCUAACGAUAUGUAACGUUAAUCGACCAUGGACAGAGUCUCUCCGGGCAUGCCCCACCCCCACCUGUUACACGGAGUAUUUUUAAUCACGACUUAAAGGGCGCUGGGCUGAUUUACAGUGUCGUUUUUUUUCCGGGAUGCGGUGUUGAAAUCUUG
Truncatella angustata is the source of this 872-nucleotide messenger RNA. RefSeq lists its product as uncharacterized. The record is from RefSeq and is a predicted model, not a curated record. Bases 132 to 677 code for a protein of 181 amino acids. The transcript has a single exon. NCBI's taxonomy places the organism in Eukaryota, Fungi, Ascomycota, Sordariomycetes, Amphisphaeriales, Sporocadaceae.